AUGGAUAUGGGAGAUAAUACACAACGAACGGCAAAUUACACCAUAUAUAAAUUGCAAAAGGAAUUACAAAAGGCAAAUGAAAAAAUUCAGCUACAAGAGAAACAAAUUAAUGAUCUUCGAAUAGAAAAUUCAAAAUUAAGAGGUAAUAUUGGCGUUCAAGAAGACCUUCAAAGUCAGAACACAGCACUUCGUCAAAUUCAUGAACACAUGACUAAAGAACACAAAAUUGAAAUUGAAAACUUUAAGAGACAAAUAUCUCAGCUAAAGUCUAAAUUAGACUUUGCUAAUGCCAAUACUGAAGAUCAGAUUAGAGAAUAUCAAUACAGAAUAUCCAAAUUAGAGCAAGAAAUUAAAACACUGAAAGACACCUGCAAAUCUAAAAACCAAAGAAUAGAAGAUCUCAAGAAUGCUCCAAAUCGUACAAUAGAUGAUGAAGAUAUAAACAGGCUCAACGAAACGAUUCAAAUUCAAAAUUCAACAAUCGAUAGUUUAAAGGAUACAAUAGUUCAUCAGAACACACAAAUUUCGAAUUUAUCGCGCGCUGUGACUGAAACUCAAUCCCAAAUAAACAUUUCAGCAUUCAAUCAAACAAUUGAACUUAAUUCUCCGCAAAAAUCAAAUAAUACAUCAGAUAAAAAUAUAGGGGAAGAAGAAUUGGAUAAUAAUCAAACAAUGAGUGACUUCAUUCUUGCUCUUCAACUAGAUGAAUCUGAUGAAAAUCACUCUCGUCAUCAUAGGAGUCAUCAUCAUAGAUCAAGAUCCUCAAGGCAUUAA
Trichomonas vaginalis G3 is the source of this 774-nucleotide messenger RNA. RefSeq lists its product as uncharacterized. Lineage: Eukaryota; Parabasalia; Trichomonadida; Trichomonadidae. Bases 1 to 774 code for a protein of 257 amino acids. The record is from RefSeq and is a predicted model, not a curated record. The transcript has a single exon.